Cicer arietinum (chickpea) is the source of this 1694-nucleotide messenger RNA. RefSeq lists its product as uncharacterized. Gene Ontology annotation, molecular function: DNA binding; 5'-3' exonuclease activity; 5'-flap endonuclease activity. Gene Ontology annotation, biological process: DNA replication, Okazaki fragment processing. The record is from RefSeq and is a predicted model, not a curated record. NCBI's taxonomy places the organism in Eukaryota, Viridiplantae, Streptophyta, Magnoliopsida, Fabales, Fabaceae.
CUACACGAUAGAUUCUUUUCCGUUUCACACGCGCGCUUUCUUCUCCGUAGUGUGCUUCAACUUCAAUUCAAUGCUGUUAUAAUUAUAACUGUUGCUACUAUAACAAAAAAAAGAACAUAUAUACGAAUGGCAUGCUGCUAUAAGUACAACUAUUUCUUUCUUCACUCGCAUUUCUUGUGGAGAAGAGUUCCAUUCCCUCUCCGUCGCGUUCACGGAACCGCCACCGCCGGGAACUACUCUCGUAAUUUUCUAACACCGAAGUUUCUUCUUUCUUCACGCUCACAGGUCUCGAAGGUGACGCACUUACAAGGCUAUUGUACUGCAACGUUAGAUUCGCAUGGAGAUGGAGUUGUUUCUGCAACUUCUCCGAACACUGCAACGUUGGUUUCAGAAAUUAGUUACGGAGCUGCUGAAGCUGUGCAGCUUGGUUCUUUUAGUAAUGCGGAAGCAGCGGCGAAUUCCGAUUCUUUCAAUGGCAGAGUCAUGCUUAUUGAUGGCACAGCGGUAAUUCAUAGGGCAUACUACAAGCUUUUAGCAAAAUUGCACCAUGGUCAUCUAACGCAUGCUGAUGGAAAUGGAGAUUGGGUUUUAACGAUAUUUACGGCACUAUCAUUUAUAAUUGAUGUUCUGGAGUUUAUUCCUUCCCAUGUGGUGGUAGUGUUUGACCAUGAUGGAAUUCCUUUUCGUCAUACUUGUAAUUCGUCAAAAGAAAGUUAUACUGCUAAAGGCCAGAAUUUUAGGCACAACCUAUACCCUUCAUACAAGAGCAAUCGUCCUCCUACUCCUGAUACCAUUGUUCAGGGACUUCAAUAUCUCAAAGCUUCCAUCAAGGCCAUGUCCAUAAAAGUUAUUGAGGUUCCAGGUGUAGAAGCAGAUGAUGUGAUUGGAACAUUAGCCUUAAGGAGCGUUGAUGCUGGGUACAAGGUACGAGUUGUCUCCCCAGACAAAGACUUUUUUCAGAUUCUAUCUCCUUCAUUGCGUCUCCUAAGAGUUGCUCCACGCGGUGAUCAGGUGGUUUCAUUUGGAGUUGAGGAUUUUGCAAAGCGAUAUGGAGGUCUGAAACCAUCCCAGUUUGUGGAUAUGGUUGCACUUUCUGGUGACAGAUCUGAUAAUAUUCCAGGAGUUAAUGGAAUUGGAGAUGUUUAUGCUGUGCAAUUAAUCAGUAAAUUUGGCACAUUGGAGAGGUUGUUGGAAUCUGUUGAUCAAAUCAAAGAGGGUCGCAUUAGAAAGGCCUUAAUGGAAAAUGCUGAGCAGGCUAUAUUAAGCAAGGAACUGGCAUUGUUGCGUUCUGAUCUCCCAUCCUACAUGGUUCCAUUUUCUGUAAAAGAUCUCUCAUUUAAUAAACCAGAGGACGAUGGCAGCAAAUUCAACAGCCUUUUAACAGCUAUCAGUGCUUACGCAGAAGGGUUUUCAGCUGAUCCUAUCAUCAGAAGAGCACUUCAUUUGUGGAAAAAGUUGGAUUCAAGGUGAAGUUCAUUGAGUGAUAAGGUUUCCUUUGUACAGAGAAGAUACUCAGUGGAGCAUGUCAAUACUGGAACCACAGUACAGCAUGAGGGGAUUUGAGUGUAUAUAGCGUAGAGAGCAUGAGUUUUUCUUGUGCAGAUAUCGAUGCAUUCCAGUGAUUGUUCUGCGAUUAAAACAAUUUUGUGAUUAUCUAAGCCAAAUUUAAUUCAUGGUUCUUUGUAGUUUGUUAA